AUGCCACUUCCGAGACCGUCCGGUAAUCUGGGGAGGACGAAGAAUCUCCUCCAUUUCGCACAGGGGUUUAUCAUCUUCCUCGCCUGGGCCCUAACAAUCGCUAUUUGGACUAAGGGCGAUGGCAUCGAUGGACGGACAGUCUGGUACUGGAUCCUGUGUUGGAUUAGUCUCCCCGCAUUGAUCUACCUAGCCGCAGUGCCCAUGUGGCCACGAGCCCGCCGCUUCGGCAAUGUUUACGCCUUCGCCACAGUCGAUAUCCUUUACUCAAUUUUCUGGUUUAGCGCAUGGGUGUGUCUCGCCUCAUAUGUCGCGCAGGGAAAGAGUAUUGGAAAGUCCUCCAGUGAUAGCAAGACCGAUAGCAGUUCCAGCUCCAGCAGCAAAAACCGCCGCGCCGACAGCACCAGCUCCUCAACCAAAAGCACGAGUACUACGACUAGCAGUGCAUCUGGCUGCGACAACUGGGCUUACGGUAGCGCUGCGAAGUGCAGCUUGAGCGAAGCGACGACCAUCAUUGGAGUUGUGAUAUUCCUACUUUUCGCUGCAACUGCCUGGAUGUCUUUCCGUAAUGUCAUGCACUUCCGCCGCACUGGUACCCUCCCAGACGCCGUCUCAGACCCCACUUUCGCCGCCCAGUCCAAGGCCGCCUUUUCCUCCAACCCCGCCCACGACUUUGAGGAUGACGAGGAUGACUUCCGAUCAAGCCGUGUUGGUGGUAUGGGCUCAUCAAGAAGCGACCGUGACGAAGAUUACGCCCUCCUGAACCAGAGCGAAAUAGACGACCUAAGCAACCCUAAUGGUCGUUCCGCAAUGCACGGAGCCUAUGACCCCACCGCGUCCUCUGUCGGAGGCAGCCAUCUUUCUGAUUAUAGCAGCGCACCCUAUGGUGGGGCCCACGGACAACAUUAUCCGCCAGCGGACGCAUAUACCCCAUCUGAGUACGGCUCAACUGUUGGCGGGUUCCAACACCCACGGUAG
Molecule: messenger RNA, 975 nt
Organism: Penicillium odoratum
Lineage: Eukaryota; Fungi; Ascomycota; Eurotiomycetes; Eurotiales; Aspergillaceae
Exons: 3
Coding region: 1-975 (324 amino acids)
Source: RefSeq, a predicted model, not a curated record